Molecule: messenger RNA, 4177 nt
Organism: Paramecium primaurelia
Lineage: Eukaryota; Ciliophora; Oligohymenophorea; Peniculida; Parameciidae
Source: the annotation of a GenBank genome assembly
AUGAAAAUAAGUUAAGGAAAUAUUUUUUCUAUCAUUUCGAUCAUUUCAGAUAAAGUUUAGUAAAUUUAUUUAGAGAAUAUAUUUUAUUAGGAGAAUUCUUAUUAUUAAUAUAUUGUAGAUCCAACAUUUACUUCUUCUAGUUUGCUUUUCAUAAAUUCUAUUUAUAGCUCUAUUAUUCUUAAAAAUAUAUAUUGUUUUGAGAAUUCUCUAACAAAUUCUUCUAAUUCAUUUAUUACUAUUAGUUCUAGUGAAAUUAAAGUAGAAUAAAUUAAAGUUUCCAAUCAUAAUUAUCUAAGAUUGGAGUUAUGGAAUAAAUAUUAUGAUAUUUAAAUAUAGUUAUUAAGUAAUCUCAAUCAGAUUGAAGUUAAUUAUAUAAUUGAAUAAGUUCUCUCAAUAAAAAAUAAAGGAGGAGCAAUGCAGCUAAUUGCUGAUAAGUUUACCUUAGAAAAUGGAUUCUUUUAAUACCUUAUUUCCAGAGGUAGCUCUGUUUUAGAUAUAAACACUAAAGGAAAAGGUAUUGUUGUUUUAAAUAAUUGCAGUAUUGCUUAUUCUUAAAAUAAUUUGCUUUUAAAUUAGGAAUAAGAAGGAUCAAUUAGUAUUAAUUCCUAAAAUAGUUAUUUAAAUCUAUUACUAUAAAAUUUUAAAUUCACAGAGAUUUUAAAUAAUUUAGCACCAGCAAUCAUAUCUGUUAAUCCAUCAGAAGUAUCAAAUAUUAUUAUCAUAAAAAAUGUUCAAGUUUCAAAUUGUUUUUCUUUAAUAAAUUUAUUUUUAUCAUUAUUAUUUCCUUUUGAAAAUGCUGAUUAAAAUAAAGUUAUAAUUGAAAACAUUCUUAUAUAAUAAAACAUAUAAGCUUCAAUAUAGUUCAAUAAAUAGCUCAAUAUCUUGGAACAAUUAGUAAUAUCAAAAGUAACUCAAGAUAAUGCUAUUAUAAAUAUAUAAGGAUGUCAAUUAAUUAUUCGUAAUUUAAUAUUUGAAGGAUUUACCUUAUCUGGUAUCUUAAAUUUAAUAAAUUGCAAAACUAUAGAACUAGUAAAUAUAUUUUUUAAAGAAAUUACUUUAUUUUACAAUUUGAAUUUGCUACAAAUAGAAUAGGUUUCAUAAUAUAAAUCUAUAAUAUUUAUAUAAAACCUAAAUACAUAUCAAAUAAAAAAGUUAAAUAUUAAGGAUUAGAAUUUAAGUCCAUAUAUUUAUCCAAAUUUUCUAAUUGAGUAUACAAAAUGUUAAACAUUAAAAGCUGUAUAGCUUUCAAUAAACGAAUAAUAAUUAGAGAAAAAGACAAAUAAUUUCGAAUAGAUUUAAUCCUAUUCCACUCAAGAUGGAUCAAUUUUAUACAUGAAAUUUUAAAACAAUCAAACAAAAGUCCAUAUGAUAUCUAUAUUUCUGUAAUAUAAUGAUUGCAUUACUUGUAUGAAUGGUUUAAUAUUCCUUUAAUUAGUUGAUUUUCUUUAAAUAAAGAUUGAAGAACUUUAUUGUAUAGGAAAUAUUGUCUAAUAAUUUGGAUGUAUCACAGCUUUAUCAGAUAUAAAACUUCAAGGAAAAUUACAAAUUAUGAAUUCUCUUUUUAUUAAUAAUACUGGUAGCUAAGGAUUGGCUCUAUCUUCAAUAAAUGUUAAGACAUUUAUUUCCAAUGUCAAGAUUUUGAAUAAUACAGCUACUUAAUUAGGAGGAGGAUUAUAUUUGAAUUUAAAUAAUGCAGAUUUUGUAAUAAAUUCAACAUAUAUCUAACAUAAUAAAGCAAGGGAAGGUGGGGGAAUAUAUUAAAAUGGAGAAAGUAUUUUGAGUGAAAUAAAUUUUUUGAAGUCAUUGUUAAAUUUUAAUAAAGCUGAAUUAACUACUGAUAAUAUAUAAGAAUUGCCUUCUCAUUUAGAAAUAUCAAUCAAUCAUCAAAUUAUGCCUUCAGAAUAAUCUUUUGAUUCAAAAUCAUAAAAGUCAUUAAAAUUAAGUCCCUAUAGAAUAUUAUAAUAAGGUAAAGUAAUUUUGUCAAAUAAAUUAAUGAUACCAAGCAAUUAAGAGAUCUCAAAAUAUGAACUAUACAAUCCAAAAUUAAAGAAAUUUUCAGCAUAUAUAAAUGAGUUUUCAAUUUAAUUAAAAAAUAGAUUUAAUGAAUAAUUGCUUAAUUUUACUAAUUCAACUUGUUAAAUUAUGGAAUCUAUAAUCGAUAUUAAAAAAUAAGUUAGAUUAAGCUCAAGCAAUGCUUCAUUAAUAUAUUUUAAUUAAACAACAAAUAAUUUCGACUUAGGAAAUUUAAUUUUUACUUUUGAUCCAUAUAAUCAAACUGACAAAUAGUAUGAAAUUGAAAUUUACUGCAAAACCUAAAGUUUAAUUAAGGAAUUAUCGUAUAAGAUAAAAGUAUAAAGCCUAAUUUGUUAAUUAGGAGAAUUUAAUGUUUUAAAUGGUUGUUUGACUUGUUAAUCUACAUAAGGGUUUUAUUCUGUUACAUACAAUGCUACAAAGUGUUCAAUAUUUGAUAAAACAAAAUUUGAAGCCAUUACUUCUAACAAUAUUAAAUUGAAACCUGGAUAUUGGAGACCUCAUCAGGAAUCUGAUUUAGUGAAUGAUUGCUUCAAAAAUAUUGAAUCAUGCAAAGGUGGUUGGGCUGUUGGUGAUGAUAUUUGUUAAAUUGGGCAUGUUGGAGGAUUGUGUGAAGAGUGUGAUAAGCAGAAUACUAGAGGAGAUGGAUAUUAUUUUAAAAAUGAUCAAUUUACUUGUUUAAAUUGUAGCAAUUUUUCUAUUAACAUAUUAUCUUUGGUUCUCAUAACAAUUUGGUAAUAAAUUAAUUCUACAAUAGGGUCUUUCUAUCAGCUUUUAUAACAUUAACUAGUGUAUAGAAAACUAAUUAACUCUUUGCUUCAUUAAAACUCACUUAAAAUUUUGCUCAUAUCCUAUUUAAGAUGAAUAUAAGUAUUUGUUUAAAAAAUAUUAUUUUUAGAUUAAGAGAGUAUUUUAUUAAAGUUAUUGCUUAAUUACAUUUGGAUAUUUUCUGUAAUUUUUACUUUUAACAUUCAAUUCUCUUUUUCAUUUAUUUUUGUUAAUUAGAUGAGUGAUACAUCAUAUUUCCUUACUCGUAAUUUAGAUUGUGAAAUUUCAUAAUCAUUUGAAAUAGAAUUAAUAUAUAUUAGAGUAUUAGGAAUGUUUACUCUAAUCAGUUUAUAAAUCUUUGUUAUUUAAUUAACAGUUAACAUUUUUAUUAUGCUUACAAAAGGAAAAUUCAGUAGUAACAUAUCUUCAAUUACAAUAAUUUAUUUAUAUGUAUAAAACUAUGCUGCAUUAAUCAAUUAGUAUGAUUUUAUAAUGAUUUAAGGCUUUUUUCAAUUUUGGCCAAAAGGGAAAUCUCUAAUAUUGAUUACGUUUAAGGAGAUGUAUCUCUCCUAUUUGACUCACUUAAUCAUUAGGCAUGGAUUUAUAAGUUUGCUUUACCUCUUUCAUUACUGAUAGGAUUAAUUUUACCGAUAUCAUUACUUUUAUUUUUGUACAAGAAAAGAAAUUUUUUUGAUAAAAUAUAAUUCAGAAGACAUAUUGGCUAUUUAUUUAAUGAAUAUAACACCAAUAACUCUUUUUGGGAAUGGGUUAAAUUAUGGAAGAAAACCAUUAUUAUAGUUAUUUUGAUUUAUUUUGAAACUAAUAUAUUUUUAAAAGGAAUCUUGAUUGCAAUGUGCUUAAUGAUCUAUUAAAUAAUCACAUCAUCAUAUUUGCCUUACAUUUAUCCAAAAUUAAAUAAAUUGGAUUUGAAUUCAGGAUAAUUUUGUUCCAUAGCAAUUUUCUUAGCUGCCGUUUAAUAUAUUUGUGAAUAGUAAGGAGACUAAAUCUUAGCACAAAUUUUGUAAAUUUUAAUAGCCCUUAUUUGCUUUAGAUUUAGUUUUCCAUAUCUUUUUGAUAUUAUCUCUGCUUAUUAUAAAAAAUACAAAGAAAAUUUUUUGACAUACCUCAUAAUUAUAUUAAAAAAAUUCUUUCCUUAAUCAAGUUUAAUCUGGAAAUUUAAUGAUAUUAUAGAUUAAUGGAGAUAAAAGAGUUCUAGGAUAGAUAGAAAUUUCAAAAAAUUGCGAAGGCUUACAAUUUCAAAGAAGUGCUAAGAGAAAAAAGAGUAAAUAUUUUAUGUUAUUUAAGGCAAUAACAAAUUUAUACAACAUUAUCCCUUAAUAAAGUCGGGGAGGCCAAAUUAAAACUGUUGAAAUAAUGA